Molecule: messenger RNA, 213 nt
Organism: Pseudomassariella vexata
Lineage: Eukaryota; Fungi; Ascomycota; Sordariomycetes; Amphisphaeriales; Pseudomassariaceae
Exons: 2
Coding region: 1-213 (70 amino acids)
Source: RefSeq, a predicted model, not a curated record
AUGCCUUCCCAAGACAUCAAGUCCGUCCUUUCGAACAAGCCUGUCUCCUUCACCCUCAAGACCGGCAACGGCAAGUGGAAGUGCACGCUGCACAGCGACAGAUCUGCCUUGGAGAAAGCUCGCUCAGCCGCACCUGUACCUGGCAUCUCCCGCUCUGACUCAGGCUUGUCCACCACCAGCAGCUCAUCAGCUGGCUCUACCCACUCUCACUGA